UUUACGAUUUUUCCAUCCAUAGUGAUGGCAUCCAUCAAUUAUAAAAUCAUUGGGUCACUUACUGGUUGACACCAAAAAAACAUGCAUAUAUUCAGGAAUCCCGGGCAAACAUACACACGCGUCUAAAACUAGGUCGAACGUAAUUUAAUCUUUAGGCUCAAUUUUUUGAAAACACAGAUAUUCGCUGCUUCAUGGUAAACUAACCUUGGCAUCAUUUGUAAACAACUUUCCUAGGUAGUUUAUCGGUUUUUCUCCGUAUCAGGAACCACUCCCCCAGUCUGUGUUGUUGACUACUGAAUUCAACUCAAUUUAUUCCUUCCAUGCAUCAACAUGUUUCGACAAAAUGACGCUCCUCCGAGUCAAUCCACUCAGCCGGACAUACAAGCUCACUUAAAGGCUGAGUAUGACUAUCGUCCUUAUGGUCAUGGUUCUAAUGAAGAUAAAGUUGCGGUAAUCUUACUUGAAGGUCGACAGAAAGAUUUGGUCACUCAGCGCAUUCUCGAGGAACAAGAGUUAGAAUCGCUGGAGAAGGCGAAAGUCAAACAACUCGAAGAAGAAAAUGGAUGGAAGUUCACAAGCGACACUGCUGGAAAGAUGUGCUUGAAAGUCCAGGAUAAAGAUAUAAACACUUUAAUUGAAUGCAAUAAUUUUGUACGAGAUUAUAAGAAAGCUACUCGAGCUGACCCACGAGCAGAUAUGAGAAAGAAAGGCGCACCUGCUUUUAGUUCACAUGCUUUGCUGACAACGGAUAAAAAAGCACAGCACUUGAAAAGAUUGGCUGUAUUGUUGGCCUCAAAAAACAAAUACGCCCAAUACUGGUCAAUUAGAGAUCUUCCGGAUGAGUGGUUCAAGAUUGACAACGCCAUUUUAUGUUCGAAAGAAGAACAAGAGGUGCUGUUAAGGGAGGCUGAAAAGAAAAAGAAAGUCCUGGACAAGUCGAAUGUUAGUAAGGUGGAAGUUGGUUGGAAAUCAGAACGACGAGCACCAGUAGAUGGGAUCGAAAAGAAAGGGAAGCCUGUUGUGGAUAAGCCGAAGAAUAACAAAGUCGAAAUUGACGGGAAGCUCAGAGAUGAGCACCUGGCGCAAAUAGAUGAGCCCGAAAAGAAAAAGAAGGCUCCUGAGAGAUCAAGAAAUGCUAAUGUAGAAAGUGAUGGAAAAUCCAAAGACCCACGCCGAGUACCUAUAGAUGAUGAGGUUAAAAGGAAAAAGAGGAGUCCCUUUGGGAGUUCAAGAAAUGGCAAGGUGGAAGUUGACGGACCUACACCUAGACAACAACACCGAUUGCCAGUGAAUGAAGUCGACAAACAGAGAAAGGGUGGUGAGAAGUUGAAAAAUGGUAAGGGGGAAGUUGACGGAGCUACACCUAGACAACAACACCGACUGCAAAUGAAUGAAGCCGAGGAAAAGAAGACGGGUGGUGAGAAGUCGAAAAAUUGCAAGCCAGAGAUUGAUGGGAAAUUCAGAGAUGAUAAUAUGCUAUCAAAAAAGAGGCAUGGAAGCCAGUAACCCGCCGAUGUAGCACUUAUUUGAGAAAUGAUAGACAUGUCUCGAGGUGUAUGAAUAAUCAAAAUAUGUGCUGUUAUGGACUCUUCAUGUCGAAAGCGAU
This is a messenger RNA of Sclerotinia trifoliorum, 1606 nucleotides long. The record is from the annotation of a GenBank genome assembly. NCBI's taxonomy places the organism in Eukaryota, Fungi, Ascomycota, Leotiomycetes, Helotiales, Sclerotiniaceae.